Molecule: messenger RNA, 402 nt
Organism: Punctularia strigosozonata HHB-11173 SS5
Lineage: Eukaryota; Fungi; Basidiomycota; Agaricomycetes; Corticiales; Punctulariaceae
Exons: 3
Coding region: 1-402 (133 amino acids)
Source: RefSeq, a predicted model, not a curated record
AUGUUCUUCAAGCUCUCCUCCGCGUUCUUGGUUGCGACCUCGUCGCUCGCCCUCCUUGCUGCCGCCUCUCCCACUGACCUCUCUGAGCGUCAGCUGGGCUUGGGUAGCUGCUCCAGCAGCACGACGGCCCAGUGCUGCACCAGCACCGCGUCCUCGGACGACGGUAUUAUCAGCACCAUCCUCGGGUUGCUCGACAUCCUCCCGGGCCUUAGCUCCGUUGUUCCCAUCGGCCUGGGCUGCACCGACCCGGUUGACAUCCUCACCUGCGCGACCGGGGACCUGCUGUGCUGCAGCAGCACUGCAGAUGCUGGACUUCUCGGCGGGCUCAGCGGAAUCACAGGCGUUCUGGGCAUCGAUUGCCUUCCUCUCGUCGGCUCUCUCCCUGUCGUCGGCGGCCUCUAA